Aspergillus clavatus NRRL 1 is the source of this 999-nucleotide messenger RNA. RefSeq names its product putative 3-beta hydroxysteroid dehydrogenase/isomerase. The record is from RefSeq and is a predicted model, not a curated record. The transcript is spliced from 2 exons. Gene Ontology annotation, molecular function: oxidoreductase activity, acting on the CH-OH group of donors, NAD or NADP as acceptor. Lineage: Eukaryota; Fungi; Ascomycota; Eurotiomycetes; Eurotiales; Aspergillaceae. The coding region runs from base 1 to 999 and encodes 332 amino acids.
AUGUCUUCCGGCCUCAUCUUCAUUACCGGCGCUACCGGCUUCAUCGGUAGUGCCGUCGCCCUCGAAGCCCUCAAGGCAGGAUACCGGCUGCGGAUCAGUGUGCGCAAGGAGUCCCAGGUCCCCCAACUCAAGAAGCUUUUUGCACAGUACGAAGAUAAGAUCGAAUUCGUCGUCGUCCCCGAGAUCACGCAGGAGUCGUCGUUCGCAGGCAAGUUGGACGGCGUCGACUAUGUCCUCCACCUGGCCUCGCCUCUUCCCCACGGGGUCGACAAGGAGACCUACUUCGGACCAGCGGUGGAUGGAACCACGGCGGUCCUGAAGGAAGCGGCCAAGGUCAAGAGCAUCAAGAGAGUCGUGAUCACUUCGUCGAUUGCGGCGCUGAUUCCGAUCACGGGGGCUCCAGACGGCGGCGUCAUUCGAGAGAACAAUGGCUGGGACCUCAGCGUCGACGCCAGCGCCGAUUUCACCGGGCCCAGCCCCGCCGCCACCGCGUUCAAACUCUACCACGCGUCCAAGCUGCUCGCCAACAACGCCAGCUGGGACUUCAAGAAGACCGAAAACCCACACUUCUCGCUCGUGACGCUGCACCCGGCCUUCGUAUACGGACACAACCACACCCAGACGAGGGCGGAGGAUAUCGGCGGCACAAACGGCAUGCUCUUCGGCACGAUCAUGACCGGCACGCCGAGCGGCAACAUCACGGCGGUCCACGUCCAGGACGUGGCCGAGGCCCAGAUCAAGGCGCUGAACGACGCGGUCCCGGACGGCUCGCGGUUCCUGCUGGCGGGGCCCAAGGCCUCGUGGAGCGAUGUGGCGCGGAUCGUGAAGAGAGACUACCCCAGCCUCGGGGCGAAGAUUGCGGAGGGCAUCCCCGGCGCGUCGUAUGCCUUGGACACCAGCGAGGCGGAGAAGGUGCUCGGGAUGAAGUGGAGGUCGCUGGACCAGAUGGUCAAGGAUGUGGUGGAGCAGCAGGUGGGACUGCGCAAGGCCAACAUUUGA